This is a messenger RNA of Pseudoliparis swirei, 1112 nucleotides long. It is a transcript of the gene syndig1l, whose product is annotated as synapse differentiation inducing 1-like. NCBI's taxonomy places the organism in Eukaryota, Metazoa, Chordata, Actinopteri, Perciformes, Liparidae. The record is from RefSeq and is a predicted model, not a curated record. The transcript is spliced from 4 exons. Gene Ontology annotation, cellular component: membrane; intracellular membrane-bounded organelle. The coding region runs from base 228 to 1055 and encodes 275 amino acids.
GAAAUGUCUAUUUCCCUGGGCGACACCGUCAGCACGCCGGAGUGUGUGCAUCCUCCAAACAAUAUUUGGAUUGUUGAGAACUCCAAAAGAUCUCUGAAUGCUGAACGCCAUUAACAUCUUUACCGACACCAACGCACGCCACUGAGGAGCACAUCCUUUUCCUCUUCUUCCCGCGUCCUUCGCCGUCUCCUCGCGAGAGCCGUCGUCGACCUCUGACCUCCGUUGCCAUGGAGAAUCUCAGUGAGCUCCAGAACCCGUUGUUGGACAAAAACAGCAAGCACAUGGUCAACGGUUAUGGGGGCGACUUCCCGAAUAACCAGUACCAGGAAAACAUUAUUAAUUACUUUGCUGGAGGAGAGGGAGGAGGUGGUGGAGGGGGAGGUGGAGGAGGUGGAGGAAAGGCGAACAACGGCACUGUGAUGAGCGGAGGAGGUAGUUACAAUACCAACGGGAAGGUAAAAUCUCAGCAGCUCCUGGACGCCACCUCGCUGCACCUGGCGGUCGAGGCGUUCUACAGGCCCAACUUCAUCCUGUACAAGGAGGACAGCGACGGCGUCAAGGCCAAGGAAUACAAAAGCGAGUGCUGCGAGACCACGUUCACGGAGAAGAAAGCCAAGGAGGCGUCCAACGCGGCGGGGGCGGACACGCCCACCGCCACCGAGGAUCCCCAGGCGAAGCUGCUGGAGGACGGCGGCGAGCACGUCAAGAUCCAGACGGUUUCCUACGAGGUAGAGGAGGAGGAGUACGUGGAGUACGAGACGGACUGCUCCAGCGACAGCGAGAGCGAGGACAACUUCAUCAUUGUCCCUCCACGGGACCACCUGGGCCUGGCCAUCUUCUCCAUGCUCUGCUGUUUCUGGCCUUUGGGCAUCGCAGCGUUUUACUUCUCACAAGGGACGACCAAGGCGGUGAACAAAGGCGACUUCCCACUGGCCAACAUCGCCUCCAGACGGGCUUUGUUCCUCGCCGCCCUCUCCAUCACCAUAGGCACCGGCGUGUACGUGGGGGUGGUGGUGGCGCUCAUUGCCUACCUUUCUAAACCAGGACACAUAUAGCGGACGCCGCGUCACUCCCAAAAAUGUACAGUCUUUCCCCCCCCCCCCCUCCUCCGC